Alternaria atra is the source of this 1356-nucleotide messenger RNA. RefSeq lists its product as uncharacterized. NCBI's taxonomy places the organism in Eukaryota, Fungi, Ascomycota, Dothideomycetes, Pleosporales, Pleosporaceae. The transcript has 2 exons. The record is from RefSeq and is a predicted model, not a curated record. Gene Ontology annotation, molecular function: FMN binding; oxidoreductase activity. The coding region runs from base 1 to 1356 and encodes 451 amino acids.
AUGGCAUCUCCCCGUUACACAUCCAAGCCUGCCGACCCCUCUCCCCUGGCUCAACCCCUCACCUUCCCCUUCUCUAAUCGCACAUCACCAAAUCGCUUCCUCAAAGCUGCGAUGACCGAGCGCCUGUCAACUUGGCACCCUACGGAGUACCCUAAGCGUGGCAUUCCUACGCCUGAGCUAGUCAAUAUCUAUCGUCGGUGGGGCGAAGGCGGUCUUGGACAUAUCUUGACUGGUAACAUCAUGAUCGACUACGACCAACUCGAAGCACCCGGAAAUAUGAUAAUCCCGCCCGCUGCAGAGUUCUCUGGCGACCGCUUUUCGGGCUUCAAAGACCUUGCCAUUUCUGCGAAGAAACACGGCUCCUUGAUUGUAGGCCAAGUCUGCCAUCCCGGACGCCAGGUCGAAGAUCGGAUACAAAAAGACCCCGUCUCGGCGAGCGACAUCCAACUGAAAGCUACGCCAUUCGGCGUCAGCUACGCAAAACCGCAUGCAGCAAGUCAGACGGAAAUUGAUGCUAUUGUGGAGAACUUUGCGCAUGCGGCAGAGUUUCUAGAGAAGGCGGGAUUUGAUGGGAUACAAUUACAUGCUGCUCACGGGUAUUUACUCGCGCAGUUUUUGUCUGAGAGAACAAACAAGAGAACUGAUCAGUAUAACGGGAGCCUCACCAACCGCGCGCGCUUGAUCAUCGACGUAGCUCACGCUAUCCAGAAACGUGUCUCUGCCAGCUUCAUCAUCGGUAUCAAAUUAAACAGCGUCGAAUUUCAAUCCGGCGGCUUCCAACCAGAAGAAGCGCGCGAGCUUGUUAAACUACUCGAAGCAAACCGUUUCGACUUCGUGGAGCUAUCUGGCGGGACUUAUGAGGAGAACGCAUUCCAGCAUAAGAGAGAGAGUAGUGUGGAGAGGGAGGCUUUCUUUAUCGAGUUCGCAGAUCUCAUUGUUCCGGCCCUGACAAAGACGAAGAGCUACGUCACAGGUGGCUUCAGGACAGUGGGUGCGAUGGUAGAUGCGCUGGAUACGGUUGAUGGGGUGGGACUUGCGAGACCGCUAUGUGCGGAGCCGCGUCUCGUGAAGAAUUUGCUUGAGGGGAAGGUGACUGGCGCGAUCAAGCACGUCUUCGACGAGAACGACUUUGCCUUCACCAAUUUCUUAGCCGGUACCCAAAUGCGCCAAAUAGGCAAAGAUCAGGAACCGCUGGAUGCUAGUGAGGGUGAAGUGGCUGAAGGGUUCAAGAAGGACUUUGACAAGUUCAUACAGUUGUCCAAGAAAGAUGCUAAUCUUGAAAUGUGGGGUUAUGCAGAUUUGGAGAACGUGACUGUUGUGCCGUAUGGAAGUUCUGCUGGAAGUUUGGUGGUUUGA